CUUUCUCCCUGACAGCGGUUAACCGCAUAACUCAGAACCCAGGACUGUGUACCUCCGCCCUAGUGGUCGGCAUGCACCAAUCAAACAUUGUCCGCUAAUUUCUUCAGUUACAAAAAAACGUUCGCCAAUCUAAUAUUUCAGAUCAGUCGGGCUGUCUAUAGGGGAAUUUUUCACCGCUAAAAACACCAGUCCAUAUGCACCCGUUUACUUUUUGGGUCGGCACUUUUUUAGGUGUCCACUCGGAGUAAUAUAGUGUGACAUAGCCUCCGGCAAAGAACAGUGGGUUUUGACCAAACAAGGGGCUUCUUGGAAGGACUUCUGUCUGAUCCAUUCAGACAUCACGCAUAUCUGGAGCUCUGCAUAACGCUUAUUUUUGUCGAACACUUAGGUUGGUGAGUUGUGGUAUCUCGAUCGGCUGCUGUGAACAUCGUCAUAUAUUAGCGAUGGAUUCUGACUUUCGCGUCGCGUUGGCUUGGGUCAUUCUGCACGUGCCUCUCCUGUACUUGGUCGCGGCUGUGUUGGGGGGUCUAUGGGACGACAAUGUUCACUUCUAUCGUCUCCUGAAGCUCACGAAAUGGAUCUGUCUCAGCGUGCUGAUGGAAGCACCCGUACUAGUGUGCCCCUCCAAUCAUAUCGCUGUGGUUGCCGCGAGGGUUUUGAACCAGGGCUUCCUGUGCGCUUUGUUCUUCCUGGUCCACUACAUUCGUGAGAAGCGAGAGCCCCCAAUGUCCCUCCGUCACCGCGUGUGUUACGCCCUGUUGGUGGAGAACUGCGCCGCCUACAGCUUGACCUGGAACUACGUCCAGACCGCGAUGCUGGCAGGAGCGCUGCUCGCAGAAGACUUCGGCGCCGGGCCGCAAGCCGUCUGGUUUCUUCACCUGGUUCUGCUCGUGAUCUGCGCACUGUUCAUCGCGUCUGUCGAGUUAAUCUACCCAUGUACGUACCAGUGGACUGUAGCGGCACAUUUACCCAUACAGAUAUGGGUUUACUACCUCUAUCAGUACUCGGCUAUAGACGGCAAAACCGUGUGCGCCCUGACCGCGUUUGACGCGUUGUUGUUGUUGUGCAAAAUAUUCGCUCCAGAAAAGGGUACAGAAUAUAGUACAAUUUCUCAGGAAGAGGAUCAAGGCGAAGAUAUGGAUCUUAAGUCUUCUGUAGUCUAGAUAGAUGGAUGAAUGAAUGAAAGAACGAACGAAUGAGUGACUAUGGAUCAUGAAUAUGGCGAUAAAGUACUAUUAUAAGUAUACAAUGAUAUAAGAAGGUGGUAUCUUACAAUGAUUAAUGUUUACUAGUAUGUACAGGUUCAACUCACUUCUCAAGAUAGCUGUAAACAUACGGACAAGGGAAACUUUUAACACGUGGUUUCUCUAAUUGCAUAAGAAAUAUGAGCUUUUCUGUGCUAUCGAAAUGGCAAAAACUAGAGGAAAUUAUGUUGAACACAAUUGAAGAUAUGUCUCUCAUUGACGUCUAAGAUACGGUCUAAGAUAAAAUGACGUAUACGUACCUCUCCUAUCUGAGUUACAAUAUUGCAAAUUCUUUGUUACAUCGGAAUGUGGUUAUGUCCUACUUGUUUUUAUAUUAUCUUGUCAUAAGCUGCUAUAUUUUCCAGCAUGCCAGACAGCGAAUGAUAAUACAUACCUUUUUUUGGUGGUGAGAAAUAUAUUAUAUU
Branchiostoma floridae (Florida lancelet) is the source of this 1669-nucleotide messenger RNA. RefSeq lists its product as uncharacterized. The record is from RefSeq and is a predicted model, not a curated record. Bases 444 to 1163 code for a protein of 239 amino acids. NCBI's taxonomy places the organism in Eukaryota, Metazoa, Chordata, Leptocardii, Amphioxiformes, Branchiostomatidae. The transcript has 2 exons.